CUCUCUGUUUCGAGAAACAGAGAGGAGCGGUGGGGCAUGAGGAGUGAAGAAAAGAAGAAGAAGAGGGAAAAGAAGAGAGGAGGAAGAAGAGAGGAAGAAGAGGGAGAAGAGAAGAAGAAGAAGAAGAGGAGGUGGCUGCAGCGAGGGCUGCAGCGAGGAGCUGUGGGGCGUGGGGAGAAGAAGAGAGGAAGAAGAGGGAGAAGAGAAGAAGAAGAAGAAGAAGAAGAGAGGAGGAUAGCUGCGGCAAGGCUGCAGCGAGGAGGUGUGUGGCUUUGGGGAGGAAAAGGGAAGAGGAGAAGAAGAGAAGGAGAAGAAGAGGGAAAAGAGAGGCAGCUGCAGCAGCCAGGGCUGCAGCACCUCUGUUUCCCGCAGGUGGAAACAGAGGAGAGGAUGUGUGGGGCGUUGAGGAUGAAAAGGGAAGAAGAAGAAGAAGAAGAAGAAGAAGAAGAAGAUAGCUGCGGCAAGGCUGCAGCGAGGAGAUGUGUGGCCUUGGGGAGGAAAAGGGAAGAGGGGAAGAGGAGAAGAAGAAGAAGAGGAAGAGAAAGAGGUGUGAUACCUCUGUUUCCUGCAGAGGAAACAGAGGAGAGGGUGUGUGUGACGCCGGGGAAGAAGGGGCUGCAGCUGCGGCGAUGGCAGCUGCAGCUGGAAGAGAAGAAGAAGAGGAAGAUGAGCAGGGGAGGAGGGAGAGGUUGCGGCCGUGGCUGCGGCCGCGACUGCAGCAGUUGCAGCGGGGAGAGAAGAAGAAAAAAGGAAGGAGAAGGAAGAGGAGAAGGGAAAGAAGUAGCUGCGGCUGCGGUUGUGGCAGCUGCAGCUAUGGCAGGGAAAGAGGAAGAGAAAAAGGAAAGGAAGAAGAAGAGAAAGGGAAGGAGAGGAAGAAGAGAGGAAGAGGAGAAGGGGCUGCGGCUGCGGCGAUGGCAGCUGCAGCUGUGGCAGGGAAAGAGAAAAAGGAAAGGAAGAAGAAGAGAAAGGGAAGGAGAGGAAGAAGAGAGGAAGAGGAGAAGGGGCUGCGGCUGCGGCGAUGGCAGCUGCAACUGUGGCAGGGAAAGAGAAAAAAGGAAAGGAAGAAGAAGAGAAAGGGAAGGAGAGGAAGAAGAGAGGAAGAGGAGAAGGGGCUGCGGCUGCGGUGAUGGCAGCUGCAGUUGUGGCUGGGAAAGAAGAGAAGGAAAGGAAGAAGAAGAGAAAGGGAAGGAGAGGAAGAAGAGAGGAAGAGGAGAAGGGGUGGCAGCUGCGGCAGUGGCAGCUGCAGUUGGAAGAGAAGUAGGAGAGGAAAUAGAGUAGCAGAGGAAGAAGAGGCUGCGGUUGUGGUGGCUGCGGCCAUGGCUGCGACUGCGACUGCGGCAGUUGCAGCUGGGAAAGAAAGGAAAGGAAAGGGGGAAAAAGGGGCUGCGGACGGGAUUGCGGUCGCAGCGGCAGCGACUGCGUAUGCAGCAGUUAUGUCUGCGAGAGAAGGGAGGAAGGAAGGUAGUGCGGUGGAAGGGGCUGCGAUUGUGGCAGCGGCAGCGGCGGCGGUUGUGGCAGCUGCGUUUGGGAAAGAAAAAGAAGGAAUGAGAGUAAGAGAAAGCAGGUGACUGUACCUCGAUAUUCGACACGUGGUGUAGUUGCGAAGAAAGGAAGAAAACGGGAGCACAAAACGAAACAGAGAGAGGACACGGAGGAAAAGUAGAAGGAUUUGGGCUAGCACCUUCUUUGGAUCUUCGGAUCGAAAUCCUUGAAAGGUCAGCUUGUCACUCUUCGAGAUGUUUGAUUUGGGCUGAGGCAGUGGAUAGCUAUUCAGAAUUAUGGGCAAGUCUUGUUGGUUGUUAUGCUAUUGUUGUAUAAGUAUGUUUUGUAUGUAAUGAAAUGUUGUCGAUGAACCGAAAUGGAUAUACUGUGUCAAAGUGUUAGGAGAUCUCUCUUAUUUGGAAUUUCUGAAUGUUAAGCCUAAUUUAUAAUGAUAUGAACUUGUGGUGAA
Musa acuminata AAA Group (dessert banana) is the source of this 1951-nucleotide messenger RNA. RefSeq names its product vicilin-like seed storage protein At2g18540. Bases 37 to 1278 code for a protein of 413 amino acids. The transcript is spliced from 2 exons. The record is from RefSeq and is a predicted model, not a curated record. Lineage: Eukaryota; Viridiplantae; Streptophyta; Magnoliopsida; Zingiberales; Musaceae.